CCUCCUCCCACUCCUCCUUCAGUCCCUGCAGCCACGCACACACACAGAGCUGCAGUGCGCAGUAGGACAGUGUUACUGUAACUGCGUGGCCUGCAUCUGACUGGGAUUUCGAGCGACAUAUUCGACAUAAGUGUCCUGUGACAACAAGACGAGAGGAGACGACAUUUACUGUUGACAGAGGAGGAGUGAGAUGAUGGAGAACAAACUCUGGACUGUCCUCUGUGCCCUGCUGCUGCUGCUGACUGUUAACUUGGGAUCCACUGAAGAUGGUAAUGACCAGGCUGCUACCUUACAAAGUGCUCUUGGGGCUGAGGUCGUCACUGGGACCCCAGCUGCAGCCUCUGCGCCUGCUCCGGGCCCGGAACCCACCAGUCAUCCUGCUCCGGCACUUAUCGGCUCUGACACAAACACCAGCUCCAGUGGCACCGGCAGUUUGAGCAGUAACACGACGGAAAUCACCUCUCCGACUCCUCAACCGGAGGAAAAAAACAAUACAAACAUCGCCUCUCCCAUGGUGUCAGUGGUUCCUGAAAACAGUUCGAACCAAACUGAUGAUUUGUCAUCGCAGCCUCAAGCUCUCCCUCCUGUGAGCCAGACCACCACCUCUCAAACCACCACCACCUCCACCUCUCACACCACCACCACAAGCCCACCUCACACGCCUCAUAAUACAUCUGUAAACACAACAACCACCAACUCAUCAAACUAUAUCACAAAGCCACCUCCUGACUCCAUCUCAACCUCAGAGCAGCCGGCCGAACCCACAACACACCCACCCACAACUGCCCCAACACCUGAGCCAACAAAGCCUGAAACUACCAUUACCACCACCACCACCACAUCUACGGCUACCAGCACCCAGUCCAAGUCAACAUCCAGCACCUCCUCCUCUCAAGAGUCCCCCAAUGCUAAAUUGCAGACACCGAAACCUCCACACACAUCACAGUCCCACACAACCCUAGGCCCAGCGAAGUCCACCACCGCCCCUACGAGCAGCUCCACCCCCCAGGCCAAAGCCCGAGCUGACACGCCCUCCCAGCUGAACGUUGGGGGUGACAUUUAUAGAGGAAUGGGCCCUCAGCGAUGUCGUCUGUUUCCUCCAGCAAUGAUGGUCCACGAAUCGCCCACAUUAGACCCUCUCCUAGCCGGCCUGGUGACAGCCUUCAUCAUCACUGCUGUCGUCAUCACUCUGCUCCUCUUCCUCAAACUGCGCCGAAGAGACAACCGACCAGAGUUCCGCAGGCUGCAGGAUUUACCUAUGGAUGACAUGAUGGAGGACACACCUUUGUCCAUGUACAGCUACUAAUGGAGGCAGGAUGGAAAUUGAUGGCACCUAUAAAAACCCUCCUUGAAUGCAGGCUCAUGUUAAAGUGUUUUGACUUAAUCUGCGCCAAACAGAGAGAAUUCUGGGUAGGUGUGAGCAAACUCCUGGCUUGCUUUCAUUUAUCCAGAUCAUUGACAUUUAGGAAAGGACACGAUUGAAGCUGCAAUGGACAAUGAAGACAUCGCCUAUGAUGAUGACCCUUGAGCACGUUCAUUUUAAUGCCUGUAAUUACAAAUUCGGCAAAUGCAUCUUCUCAGUACCGUUUGGUUCAUAUUUUCCAGCUCAUGAUCUGGGGUUGUAUAAUAUAUUUAAAAUUUCCACAGAAAGGAAAAAUGUCUGUGUGAAGCACAAAGCCACAUUGUCGGUUAUAUCCAUCAGUGUGGUGGUAUACAGCUGGACACAGAUUCAGCCAGACUCUUUACCAAGGGAAGCAGAUAUAAUCUCCUCCAUUCAGUUUAUGUUGUAAAGUCUGGUUAGACUGAAGGUCAAUAGCAUCCUGACAGAGAGGCCAGAGAAGAAAAAUGAACAAGAAAAAGACCAAAUGGCCUGACUACAGAGUUAAUGAGGUUGCACUUUACUUUCUGGAGUGGAAAUAAGUCGACAAAUAUUUUUAUGUAUGAGAGAAAGAUAUGUUCUGUGUGUCAGCAUAGAAUAAGAGCAUGGAUGUGUGUUUUUAGGUCUGUGUGCAUAUGCGUGAGUGUCUUAAGGGUGAAUGUAUAAUGUUUUUUGGAGGCAUGGCAGAAUAUAUUUAAACUUGAGUUGAGAUGGAUGUGUUACUGUUCUUUUGUUUCUUUCCUGGAGUCUUCAGCUCAGGAGAGAGUGCCUUACACAACACAGGAUCCGCUUUCGUUGUAAACACUAUUUAUACUGCAACCAACUAACUUCCAGAUUUACCAGUCUUCUCCAGUAUUUCCGUGUGAUUCCCAUCUUAAUACACAAUGAGCACCCGGUUGCUGCUCUGACUUGCCUGUGUUUGAAAGACUAGCCUUGAGCGUGUUCGACAUAGCACUCACUCAUAGCACUCACUCAUACAAUGACAGUUUGCAGACUGAAAUUGGCCAGUGGCCUUUCCUCAGAAUGUUAGCAUUGUCCUGUGCAGUGUAAAUACUACUGAUGACUGUUUCAUGGAAAGACAACUUUGUGAAACUCUUCACUUUUAAUCACUUCUUUACUCUUCACCAGACAGAAACACAUUGACUGCAAUGGCACUCCGUAGAGCGUAUACCUCCACCAAGGCCCAACAGACCCCAUAAAUUCGAUCAAGCGGCACCAAAUUUCUCACACUCAUAGACAUCAGUUCUCUCAAUGUGCCUGACUUCUUUCAUCAAUAACCAUGAAUUUUCCCUUGAGGAAAUGGUGAAAAUGUUGAAAAACACCCCAUCUCACAAAAUACUUGGAUCCACUCCCUGAUCUGGAUUCACAAUAUAAUUGGAUAGGUUCUUCCCUGACAAAUACUGCAUCAUUCCACCAAGUUUUGUGGAAGUUUGUCCUGAGGUUUUUGUGUAAUCUUGCUUAGAAACAAAGGGGACAGGGGUGAAAACAUAACCUCCUUGGCAGAGAUAGAAAUGUUGCAAGGACUGAUGGGACAGCACCUUGCUCCCAGCAGGCGAGCUGUGAACUAUACCAUUGAUUUUUCCGUGUUUUUAGCUUGGCUGUGUUUUCGCUUUGUAAAUGUGCAGGAAAAGAUGAGUGGAAGUUAGACACACACAGGAAGACAGAAGAACCCCAUCAAUACAAAACACACACAGCUCCUAUUUAUUUAAGACUUAGCUCAUGAACUGAUACAUCAAGCUCUUGAAACUUGUUUGGCAUACAAUUUUGUGCAAUGAAAAACAGAAAAUUAACAGAGAAACUCAAUGUAACAGUGCCUUUACCAAAGGUUGAGCCCACACAACAGCUUCAGUGCUCUUUGACACAGAUUAUACUCCCAGUUCACUCACUGGGACUGUCGACUAACAUGCUGGUCCAAAUUCUCCUAUGGUGUUUAGAUGAGUUGAGAUCUGGUGGAUGUGAAUCAUCUUCAUACUUGUCAAACUAUCCAGUGAAUCCAUGUCAAUCGUAUACUUCCAGUAUUAAAGUUAGGGUUGGUAGUAGGUUUCUCAAGCACAUUUUAGCUUAUUUGUGGAAAUCCUUUUCACCACUGACAAAUGAAGUUGUAUGAAGAAUAAAAUGGUUUCUGUGGCCCUUGCAGGACUGUAAUAAAUAUAACAAAUCUUUUCAAACGGACCCAAUGAAGUGAUUGGCUGGCUUACCUGUCUGUCACUAACAGACCGGCCUGAGAGCCGAUAGUCAGACGUUAGCGAGCGGGUCACGGAUAAAAGUCUUCUUCUUCUAGUAGUUGUCAGGCAGUGAUCGUUCAUGUGUUUUGGGGACGUAGCUUUGGCGAGAAUGUAUCAGUUGCUUUUGAUAUCUUUUCUGGAAUUACCAACCCUAGCUUUAAAUGAGACACUCAAGAUUCCCGAUUGAAAGCCAAAGUUGUCUGUAAACUCCUGUAUUUGUUCACUUCUUUAAAUGUCCUAAGUAUCCUGACUGCACACUGAGGCUUUGUUGUCAAACAUGGAAUAUGGACUGUUGAUGUUGUAUGAUUAAAGGUAUUUUGAGACAAAA
Pleuronectes platessa (European plaice) is the source of this 3931-nucleotide messenger RNA. RefSeq lists its product as uncharacterized. The coding region runs from base 191 to 1306 and encodes 371 amino acids. The transcript has 5 exons. The record is from RefSeq and is a predicted model, not a curated record. Lineage: Eukaryota; Metazoa; Chordata; Actinopteri; Pleuronectiformes; Pleuronectidae.